Messenger RNA from Contarinia nasturtii (swede midge), 1568 nucleotides. RefSeq lists its product as uncharacterized. Bases 576 to 1247 code for a protein of 223 amino acids. The record is from RefSeq and is a predicted model, not a curated record. NCBI's taxonomy places the organism in Eukaryota, Metazoa, Arthropoda, Insecta, Diptera, Cecidomyiidae. The transcript is spliced from 5 exons.
CUAGGUGUGUGCGGAAAAGUAAAAAGAAUGCUUUGUUUGAACAGGGCGUUUCAUACUUCAUUCAGUAUGGACUGAAAACAGACUUUUGCAUGCAAACUUAAGUGGUUGCUUAACUUCCUGCAAAAUGUGAUUUUUUUUCUGCGACUGACAAACAGAUAAAAUGAAAUCAAACCGGAAUGUUAUUGCAUGAAAGUCGUUUUUUUGGUAAUGUUUGAGUGAAACGUUCUAAAAAUAGGCAAAGAAACGCGAAUAACGUGUUUAAACAGAAUGAUUUUGCAUGUUCUUUGUCAUCGUAUCUUUUGGAAAGGGGUGCAUAUAAAAUAUAUAUCUAUCUGCGGCAUAAACACGUUCAAUUUGAAACAUAUUUCGUUACAACCAUUUAUUCCACCUACAUUUUAUGCGAAAGCAAUUUUCGAUUCAUUUCCCUUCUCAUGUUGUUCCUUUGUGUCGCAAUCAAAUUUUAAGUAUAUUUUUUUUGUUUUCGUUGUGAUUUCGAUGAACCUUGUUUUUUAUUUGAGCAACGAGGCCAAUCGACUCAUUCGAUCGAAGUGAUUUGAACCGUGAACGUGUACGCAAUGGUAUCGGUGAAUAGUUUUUCCGAAAUUGAAAAUUUGAUUCAACAAAAUCAGCAAAAGAUAAAAUUUCUAAAUGACAUCAAUGCUCAGUUAAACGAACGAUAUGAAAUCAAAUCGAAAUAUAAUGCGCUUAAAACGGAACUGAAGGAAAUGGAAGAUCUUGAGUCAACGCGCAAAGUAAAAUUCAAUAAGGAUCGAAAGAAAAAUCUCAUUCAAAUGGAGCACAUUGGGCAGGACUUAUGCGAGGAGCAUUCUAAAGUCAUACAUCAAAUCGAGCAUAUAAAUUGGCACUUAAGUCAUGCACACCCGCAUGAGAUUACCACCCCCAUCGAACUGCCAAUUAUACCACCGAAAAUUUGUCAUGCUGAUGGUAUUUUAUCAGGACGCGGCCAUGGACACAUUCACGGAAAAUUGCAUUGUUCAAAUAAACCAUCGGCAAACAUGGGCUAUCUUCAAAUAAGCGCCGAACGUUUGAUCAAAACAAUUUCCGAGUUACGACAUAAAAUAUGCCAAGCAAGACAAAACUUGGAGCAUGAAACCGAGCGAAAACGAGCUGCCGAGAAAAAUUUAACGGAGCUUCGUAAACAAGUAUCGAAACAAAAGAAGCUAAUGUCAAUGAGACGAUGUGUGCCGUUGCCAGCUAUCACAACCGUUCGAAAAUGUGUUAAAUAAAUAGUCAAAUAUAUGUUAUAUAGUUCAUUUUGUUGCUGGUUCCAUUGACGUCGAUUUCGGUGUAAGAUGUGAACAAAAAAAAAAUAUGUGACGAACAACGUAAGAGUGCAUUGGCUCAAUAAAUGUUACAUUUUUUGUGAAUAUUGAAACAUUUUUACAUUUAGCACAAAAUGAAUCUAUUCAUAUGAAACGAAAAAAACUUUGCUCUUUUUUUUAACUUUUUUUCUCUAUCUAUACAAUCUAUAGUCGAUUUAAAUAUGUAUAACAGCACCGAAAUAUUUCAAUAUUUUACACCGAUUGAAUUGAAUUUCCGGUGGCAUA